Phalaenopsis equestris is the source of this 1322-nucleotide messenger RNA. RefSeq lists its product as uncharacterized. Bases 83 to 1228 code for a protein of 381 amino acids. Lineage: Eukaryota; Viridiplantae; Streptophyta; Magnoliopsida; Asparagales; Orchidaceae. The transcript is spliced from 8 exons. Gene Ontology annotation, biological process: phosphatidylcholine biosynthetic process. The record is from RefSeq and is a predicted model, not a curated record.
GCUCAAGUCGUCUAUGUUUUGAAUCUUCUCUCUGCGCUCUUCGUGGAGGUGGGAGAGGAUUGGAAGUAGAGCCCCAGUGGAGAUGGUGGACGGAGAGAUGGCCGGCGAUGAGGGAGAGGGACUGCGAAAGAUGAGGCAGAAGAUCGCAGACCAAUCGAGGAGAGUGGCGGAAACGAAGGUGAAAUUGUCGAAGCAGGCGGAGCAGACGAAGGAGAUCUUAUCGAAGCAAGCUGAUAAGAUCGCCAAGCGAGCAGAGGAGCAUGAGAGAUUUAUAACGAAGGUGACGUAUUUGUUGAGUGUUCUUGGAUUUGGCGGAUUUUGUUACAUCUUGGGAGCUAGGCCACAGGAUGUUCCAUAUGUUUACUGUUUGUUUUAUGUUACUUUCGUUCCUCUUAGAUGGAUAUACUAUCGCUAUAAGAAAUGGCACUAUUAUCUCCUGGAUUUCUGCUAUUAUGCGAACACAAUCUUCUUGGUUAUGUUACUCAUGUUUCCAAAGAAUGAGAAAUUUUUUAUGGUUUGCUUUUCAUUUGCAGAAGGUCCAUUAGCUUGGGCUUUGAUUGUUUGGCGCUGUAGCCUAGUUUUCAGUUCGUUUGACAAGAUUGUCAGUGUUCUCAUACAUCUUUUACCUGGUAUAGUGUAUUUUACUAUCAGAUGGUGGAACCCAGACACCUUUGCUGCCAUGCACCCAGCGGGCACAACUGCUAGAGUUUCAUGGCCUUAUGUGGAGGAUAACAAGUCCUACCUCUGGAUUUGGCUAUUCCUUGUUCCUCUGGUUGCUUACACUCUCUGGCAACUGCUUUAUUUUCUCAUCGUCAACGUCCUCCGCCGCCAACGACUCCUGCAAGACCCCGAAGUCAUGACUUCUUACAGGGAGCUGUCCAAGAAGGCACAGAAGGCGGACAACAUCUGGUGGCGGCUGAGCGGAAUGCUCGGCGACAGCAACCGUCCGAUCAUGUAUAUCAUGCUCCAAGCCGUCUUCACCGUUGCGACGAUGGCUCUAACCGUCCCCAUCUUCCUCUCCUAUCAAAUGCACGUAAUCUUCCAGGUGUUGAAGGUCACCGCCCUCGUCUGGAACGGCGGGAACUUCCUCAUCGAUGUCAUGCCAAGACAGGUCAUUCUCAAGGAGAAGAAGAAGCAGGAAAUGAAACCCAUUCGUGAGAUUCCACCCUCAGCUGCUUCUUCAGUUCCAAACAACAAUGAGGUAACCAACUCGAACAAAAUUUCCUGAUUACUAUUUACAAAUGUAUUCUUACCUGCACCUGCAUGUUUUUUAGAAAUGGUGAAUAUUAUUUUCUACUGCAUUGAAUUAAAUUUAGUGGUUU